Messenger RNA from Diaporthe batatas, 456 nucleotides. RefSeq lists its product as uncharacterized. Bases 1 to 456 code for a protein of 151 amino acids. The transcript is spliced from 2 exons. The record is from RefSeq and is a predicted model, not a curated record. NCBI's taxonomy places the organism in Eukaryota, Fungi, Ascomycota, Sordariomycetes, Diaporthales, Diaporthaceae.
AUGAUCCCUAUCCCGAGGAAACAAACCGUUCCCGAGAUUGAGACGCCAGAGAACGUGACCCGGCAGCCAUAUCACAUGAAUCCGUCUCGGAACAUCGCCGCUGAGGUCCGUCGCCGACUAGAUUCAGAGCUCCAAGACGGCACGCACCCAACGACCGAAGCUCUGGUUCCCUUAGGAAUGCGAUUCCUCAGAAUUCUCGGCGCGGGGACCCAAGGGACGGCCGUUCUGUUCGAGAUGGACGAGGCUGAUGGUACAACAAAAAAGGUCGUGGCCAAAUAUGACACGUCGGGAGAGGAUGACGAUGAAGAUGGGUUACUUGAGGAGAAAGAGUUGAUGAGAGCGAUGGUUGGAGCAAGACAUAUCAUUCAGAGGCAGUUCAUACACGGUUACGAUGUUGCAGUGGAUGAAGAGAACUAUUACGACGACCCAAACAUGUACUUGAUGGAAUUUAUGUAA